AUGGAGCAGCAGCCUGAUCUUCCAGCGACCAGAGAGAUCGACCCAGCAGCGACGACGACGACGACGACGACGAUGGCGAUCUCAUCACCGCCACUUCCACCACCAUCGCUAGCAGCGCCGGGAAGAAGCCCAUCACUGGCAGCCACCACCAAGGUGAGCAACUGCAAGGAGAACGAUGAGCCGAGUGUUAGAAAGGACAGGGAGGAGUGGAGCGAGGCGGCCAUAUCGACGCUCAUAGAUGCUUACACUGCCAAGUAUGGCCAAUUGAACGGCAAGGGGCUGCGGAGCAAGGACUGGGCCGAGGUCGUGGACACAGUCAACAGCAACCAAAAGUCGGCUAAGACGGUGGAGCAUUGCCGGAACAAAAUGGACACGCUUACCAAGCGCUACAAGUCGGAGAAGAAGAACAAGCUGUCCGGAGCCGAGAGCUCCUGGCCGUGGAUGGAUUCAUCCACUGCUCACCCAAACUUUCACAUCCCGGCAGCCAUUCCUGCUUGGCAUAACUCUCCAGGAGCGGCACCACCACCACCACCACCAGCGGUAACAUUUCCUCAAGUAGCGGCGGCGGCGGCAGCGGCAGCGGCAGCAGCUGCUAGAGAACAGCAAGCCACUGGUAACAGCUUGGACGGAGGAAUAAGCACUGACCACCUCUCGAGAAGUAUUCUGGAGCUAGCAGGAAGCAUGAGGAGCUCGGCGGGGAACUUAGCCAGCAGCAUAAACGGGUUUACGGAAGUGUACGCCAGAAUCGAGAUUGCCAAGAUGGAAAUGCUGAAGGAGCUGGAGCUGAAACGGAUGCAAGUACAGCUUGAGACUGCCGAGAUUCUUAGCCGCAAGAGGAAGCGGGACAGUUCUUCCGAUCCUGAGUAA
This is a messenger RNA of Selaginella moellendorffii, 867 nucleotides long. Its product is annotated as trihelix transcription factor ASIL2-like. The record is from RefSeq and is a predicted model, not a curated record. Lineage: Eukaryota; Viridiplantae; Streptophyta; Lycopodiopsida; Selaginellales; Selaginellaceae. Bases 1 to 867 code for a protein of 288 amino acids. The transcript is spliced from 2 exons.